AUGGCUGCACAUUUUGCAAGAAGGCUUGAAGGUAAAGUUGCUAUCAUAACUGGUGCUGCUAGUGGCAUUGGUAAAGCUGCUGCAAGACUUUUCACGAGAAAUGGAGCUGAAGUGGUGAUUGCAGACAUUCAAGAUGAGUUGGUUCAAAAAAUUUGUGAAAAUUUGGAUUCAUCAUCAAUCAUCUAUGUGCAUUGUAACGUUACAAAAGAAGAAGACCUAAAAAAUGUGGUGAACACUGCAGUAUCCAAGUAUGGCAAACUCGACAUCAUCUACAACAAUGCUGGUAUUGUGGAUGAAAUAAAAUCCAACAUUCUUGAUAGUGAAAAAUCUGAAUUCGAGAAAGUUAUUAGCAAUAACCUCAUAGGUAUGGGAUAA
Messenger RNA from Solanum dulcamara, 375 nucleotides. Its product is annotated as borneol dehydrogenase, mitochondrial-like. NCBI's taxonomy places the organism in Eukaryota, Viridiplantae, Streptophyta, Magnoliopsida, Solanales, Solanaceae. The coding region runs from base 1 to 375 and encodes 124 amino acids. The transcript has 2 exons. The record is from RefSeq and is a predicted model, not a curated record.